GUGUUGCGCUUUCACGGGCGGGAAGAGCGAACCUUGAAGGGUCCAGGGUUUGGGUGAAAACCUCUGGAGGCUUUUCCCCUCUGCGUAUCGUUGAUCCGCGGCACAUCGGUGGAGCUGCUGUGACCGGACCUCUGCGUGCGAAUUACCGGUUUGGAGUGGGGGGGCAGAUGGAGGACCCUCCCGUGGGUUCUGGCGGCGCAUCAGCGGAGGGCCCCGCGGCGCAGGUGGCGGAUAUGUGCUGGCCGACCGAAGCGCUUCCUUUGCGGCUGCUGGAGUGGAAAGUGAAGCCCGGGACACUGGUGAACGUGGACUCCGUGAUAGCGCUGUGCGCGGUCGUGCCCCGGGAGGAGGCGGCGGAGGGCGUCCGGCCAUCAGAGAAGAAGGUGAAGUCGAACCGUGCAGGAGUGGUGAAGGAGCUCUGCUGCCAGACCGGACACAUCAUUCCUCCGGGGGGUGUCAUUGUCAGAAUCGAAGAAUGCAGCCACCCUGUUGUCAUGAAGGGUUUAUGCGCCGAAUGUGGCCAGGAUUUGACUCAGCUUCAGGGGACAAACGGAAACCAGCACACCCCCAUCUCCACGGCAACCGUCUCCAUGGUGCACAGUGUCCCUGAACUGAUGGUCAGCUCUGAGCAAGCCGAGCAGCUGGGCAGAGAGGACCAGCAGAGGCUGCACCGGAACAGGAAGCUGGUCCUCAUGGUGGAUCUGGACCAGACGCUCAUCCACACCACAGAGCAGCACUGCCAGCAGAUGUCCAACAAGGGCAUUUUCCACUUCCAGCUGGGCCGGGGCGAGCCCAUGCUGCACACCCGCCUGCGCCCCCACUGCAAGGAAUUCCUGGAGAAAACGGCCAAACUCUACGAGCUGCACGUCUUCACGUUCGGGAGCCGCCUCUAUGCACACACUAUUGCUGGUUUUCUGGAUCCCGAAAAGAAGCUUUUCUCCCACAGAAUCCUUUCUAGAGAUGAAUGCAUCGAUCCGUUCUCCAAGACGGGAAACCUAAGGUACCUUUUCCCCUGUGGGGACUCCAUGGUCUGCAUCAUCGAUGACCGCGAAGACGUUUGGAAGUUUGCUCCGAACCUCAUCACCGUGAAAAAGUACGUCUACUUCCAGGGAGCCGGAGACAUCAACGCCCCCCCGGGAUCUCGGGAAGCGCUGGCGGCCAGUAAAGGCGGACCGUUCUGCAGACCAGGAGAGAACGCAGAGCAACCCGGAGCCGAGGAGCAGAAUAACGGUCUGAAGAAACGGGUCAAGGAGCAGAGGGACGACUGCAGCUCCUCUCGUGGUUCUCAGGGAGACGCAGUGAGCGAGCGGACAGCCCUAACCAGCAUUGAGGAGGAGGACAAAGGAGGACAUAAGGGGUCAGAACCGGAGGCUGUGAGUUUAGUGGAGGAGAAGGAGCCUCAGAGGGCUGACAAUGCAGACAUGGAGGAUGGAGGCAGGACAGCUGAACCACAGGACGCUCCCAGCUGCCCCAAUCACCUGGACUUCAACCUUUCUAGUGACAGUGACUCUGAAACGGAGACGCCGCAAUCAACCGACAAGGACUUGGAACAAAAGUCCUGCCAGACAAAGGCAUCCAGUCAGGAAUCAGAGGAGCAAGACCCUUCUGAUGGGAACGCUCCAACCAGCAGAGACCUGGAGAAAAGCCCUGAACCCUCAGGGGUCGUACUUCCCGAACCCGAGCUCGGAAACGGAUGUCUGGACAAGAGAGAGCCCGAGACGGAGUCCCAGAACAGUGAACAGUCUGGAGUCACCGUGGGGGAGGAGCUGCUGGACCAGAGCAUGGAAGAUGAGGAGGAGGAAGCUGACAAUGACCACGACGAUCACCUAAUCUACCUGGAGGAGGUGCUGGAAAGGAUCCACGCGGAGUAUUACGCCCGCUACGAGGCUUACCUGAGAAAGGAGACCGCCCAGAUGCCGGAUAUCCGUAAGAUUGUUCCGGAGCUGAAGAGCAAGACUCUGGAGGACGCCACCAUAGUGUUCAGUGGUCUGUACCCCACCAACUACCCCAUGGACAGGACGCGUGAGUACUACCACGCCAAAGCUCUGGGGGCCAAGGUCAGCAGGAAUUUAAUCCUCAAUCCUCAAGAUCCAGGCCGGACGACGCACCUGAUCGCAGCAAGAGCAGGUACAGAGAAGGUCCGACAGGGGCAGGGCUACAAGCACCUUCAUGUGGUCAACCCCGACUGGCUGUGGAGCUGUCUGGAGCGCUGGGAGAGGGUGGAUGAGCAGCUGUACCCUCUGAAGGACGACUACUCAAAGACGCCCAGGAGCAACAGCCCAGCAGCGUUUGCUGAAAGUCAGGGCUCCACACAGAAGCCGGCCUUCCAACCCACCCCCAUCCAGCCCAGACCCCCACCGCCAGCCCCAGAGUCCCGGACGUAUGACCCCGUAACAGGAAAGCUCAUCCGCAGAGGCCCCAACGUUCAGCGCCCUCCAUCCUACUUGCACCCAUCAAGUUCUGAACCCCGAGAUCAGCCCAGCCUCAGGGCGGCUGCACCCACUCCGCUAAAGGAGGCAGCGGGAUGCGUUCAGGACGGCGAGCAGGCGGGGCCAUCGCGGCGCAGACGGCAGCCCAGCAUGUCAGAAACCAUGCCCCUGUACACGCUCUGCAAGGAAGACCUGGAGAGCAUGGACAGAGAGGUGGACGACAUCUUAGGUGAGGAGAGCGACAACGAGAGCGAGGGCCGCGGGAGGGAGAGGCCGAGGAGCGAGGAGACGAAGGCUGAGGAGGAGCGCAGACCGCCCCCAGCUGGACACCGGCUUGGAUGGGGGGUCAGUCCACAGAGUGCGGAGGAGAAGCCCCUCACAGCAUCCAGCAGUGACGGUCCAUCCCGUAAUGUCUCCAGGGGCCACAAACGGAAGCUGGAAGAAGAGGAGGCGAAGACGAGGCAGAAAGACGGGAGCUCCUCUGACGAAUCCUCUAAGGACUCCAACGAGGAAGAGGAAGGCAGCAGCUCGGAGGCAGACGAGAUGGCCGCGGCUCUGGAGGCAGAGCUGCAUGACUUUAUGUGACGAGGACGGCGAGGAAGAGGAGGCCGCGGGGCCUGAAGGUGGAGCCGUGGUUCUGACCAUGAAUGUAAUAAAGGCUCCAACGUUUGGGACUCGGCCGUCUCCAGGAGCCUGUGCUCUUCACCCCCAUGAAGAAGAUCAAACUGUUUUUUAUUCACAGUUUUUAUACUGAUGACAGAAAAUAUUUGAAAUGAUGGAUUCUAUUUGCCAAAGAGUUUGGAACUGGUGACCUUUGACUCUUCAGUUGAAGCAGCAGGGGGAGGUCUUUGCGCUCCUCCUGUUGUCAUCUUCUCCUCUGACAGGAAAGUCCUCCUGUUUCUCAAAGGGAAUCCCUUCAGCAGUUCUCAUCGUUCAGGGAAGUCUCUUUUUCUACCUGCCCCCCCCCCCCCCCCAUGUUAAAGUUUGUUUAGAUCUGAGCUCAAACUGACGUUCUACGAUGAGACACGACUUUUUCUUUGGUUUUUGGGGUCAACAGGUGAGAUGGAAAAGUGGAAUAUCCUAAAAAAAAAACUCUUAUUUUCUUAAAUGUCCUGUUUUUUAAUGUUUUUUUUGUAAAUCCACAUUUUUGUGCAAACCCUAGAUCAAAUAUUUGCUGCAGACAUAUUUUUACGCCCAUCCAUUCAUGCGCCCCUUUUCGGGGUAACCACCCCCCUUGUCCUCAUGUGAGGUGGGGGCUUUGGCCGUUUCCUUAUCCAAACCUUUUUCUGUUCUGCCGAUGGGAUAAAAAUAAACUUUUGUGUGCUUUUAUUAUUUCAAAUAAAGUUGUGUUUUUGUGACUUUGUUUUGACUCGAGCCUCAAAGAAAAAAGGCUUUUAUGGAAUAAAGAUGUUUCUAAAAAACAACA
Oryzias latipes (Japanese medaka) is the source of this 3855-nucleotide messenger RNA. RefSeq names its product CTD (carboxy-terminal domain, RNA polymerase II, polypeptide A) phosphatase, subunit 1 (gene ctdp1). NCBI's taxonomy places the organism in Eukaryota, Metazoa, Chordata, Actinopteri, Beloniformes, Adrianichthyidae. Gene Ontology annotation, molecular function: RNA polymerase II CTD heptapeptide repeat phosphatase activity. Gene Ontology annotation, cellular component: nucleus. The record is from RefSeq and is a predicted model, not a curated record.